GUUUUAAAUCAUCAGCAGCAUCUUUUAUCUGCAGAAAGCAUCGUCAAGCGCUGAUGUAUCGAUGAAUUUCUCCGGGAAACUAACAAACGCCCUCCUGCUGGUGCUCCUCGCAGCGCAAGGCUGUUUUUCAUCGAAGGGCGAGGACAGAUUAUUUCGGAGGUUGUUCAGGAGGUACAACCAGUUCAUCCGUCCUGUGGAGAAUGUCUCAGAUCCAGUCACAGUGGAGUUUGAGGUCUCCAUAUCUCAACUGGUCAAAGUGGAUGAGGUGAAUCAGAUCAUGGAAACCAAUCUUUGGCUGAGACAUGUCUGGAACGACUACAAACUGAAAUGGUCCCCUGUUGAGUACGAUGGGAUUGAGUUCAUACGAGUUCCAUCCAAUAAAAUUUGGAGGCCAGACAUUGUUUUGUACAACAAUGCUGUAGGUGACUUCCUUGUGGAAGACAAGACCAAGGCUCUGCUGAAGUUCGAUGGCACCAUCACCUGGGUUCCUCCAGCUAUUUUCAAAUCCUCCUGCCCCAUGGACAUCACCUACUUCCCCUUUGACUACCAGAACUGCUCCAUGAAGUUUGGCUCCUGGACGUACGACAAGGCCAAGAUUGACCUGGUGCUCAUUGGCUCAAAGGUGAACCUGAAAGACUUCUGGGAAAGUGGAGAGUGGGAGAUCAUCGACGCUCCAGGAUACAAGCAUGACAUCAAGUACAACUGCUGCGAGGAGAUCUACCCAGACAUCACCUACUCCUUCUACAUCCGCCGCCUGCCUCUCUUCUACACCAUCAACCUCAUCAUCCCCUGCCUCCUCAUCUCCUUCCUCACAGUGCUGGUCUUCUACCUCCCGUCUGACUGCGGCGAGAAGGUCACCCUGUGUAUCUCAGUCCUCCUCUCCCUCACUGUGUUCCUGCUGGUCAUCACUGAGACGAUCCCUUCCACGUCACUCGUCAUCCCUCUGAUCGGAGAGUACCUCCUCUUCACCAUGAUUUUCGUCACGCUCAGCAUCGUCAUCACUGUCUUUGUGCUGAAUGUCCACUACCGCACCCCCAUGACGCACACUAUGCCAGAGUGGGUGAGGUCUGUGUUCCUCGGGGUGCUGCCCAGGGUGAUGCUGAUGAGGCGGCCUAUCGACCAGGGCUGCUCCUCCCCUGCCAGUAUUACAGGAGGGACGGGAGGGGGUGAAAAAAGAAACAAGAAGAGAAAGAACAGCAUAGGAUCAGGAAGUGGCUCAGGAAGCGUAAGUGUUGGAGGUAUAACUGGGGGCGUAGCGUGUCCACCGCUUGAUGGUGGGGCAGGAGGCGGAGGCGCCACCUCAGCUGGCAGCUCCAUGAACUGUGUGGAGUACGGUGAGAUGAACCGUGACUUGAACCGUGAAAUGAACCGGGAAAUGAACCGGGAUAUGAACAGGAGGUGCCCCUACAGAGGCAAGGAGGUACCGACUCCUGUCCCUCCCCCAAUGGUGCCACCACCACCCCCUCCUCCACCACAGGCACCCCCGACACAAGGGCCCCAGGAGUCAGAGCUGCCCAAGCUGACGAGGCCCCUGAAUACCCCCUCGCCUGUCAAUGCUGUUGUUGCCUUCUCCGUGGUGUCUCCAGAGAUCAAGCAGGCCAUAGAGAGCGUGAAGUACAUCGCAGAGAACAUGAGGACUCGCAACAAAGCCAAAGAGGUGGAGGACGACUGGAAGUACGUAGCCAUGGUCAUCGACAGGAUCUUCCUGUGGGUUUUUGUGACAGUGUGUGUGCUGGGAACAGUGGGACUCUUCCUCCAGCCACUCAUCAGCUUCUUAAAAUGAGAAAACGUGUCUUUGUCUUGUCGACUUCUCUCUCUUUGUGUCCUCUUCUGUCGGUCUCUGUUCCCCCACUUUGGGAAUUAUCCCUCCUGCAGCUCUCUCACAUCAAACACUGAGCUGUCUUCUUUCUCCUUUUCUGGUGCUUUGUCUCUCCUCUCUCUGUCUCAUGCUUUUCUCUGGGACUCCAUCAUCAGCCAUCACUUCUAGCCCUCAGCUGUCUGUUUCCUCACAUGACUUACCCCGAUUUCCCCAUUUCAUCUUUGCCUUGCCCUCUCACUGUGCACGCAACACUGUUAUCCAGUUUCCUCCUCCCCAUCGCAGAUUUCUCUGACAUGAUUAUCACAUCUGCUCUCCUUUCCUCCUUCUCUGUCUCUUUCUCCUCUCCUGUGCCAUGUUUUGACCUGCCACUGCCUGCAGCUUAUCUCCUCACAGCCGUCUUCUCUCUCUCCCAUUGUGUUCGCUCUUC
Molecule: messenger RNA, 2246 nt
Organism: Epinephelus moara (kelp grouper)
Lineage: Eukaryota; Metazoa; Chordata; Actinopteri; Perciformes; Serranidae
Product: neuronal acetylcholine receptor subunit alpha-3-like
Exons: 7
Coding region: 62-1783 (573 amino acids)
Biological process (GO): chemical synaptic transmission; nervous system process; signal transduction
Cellular component (GO): synapse; neuron projection; postsynaptic membrane
Molecular function (GO): transmembrane signaling receptor activity; acetylcholine-gated monoatomic cation-selective channel activity
Source: RefSeq, a predicted model, not a curated record